AUAUACACACACGCGCAUUGACCGUAUAUACAAUGGCAAGUUUGUAUGUGUGUAUCGGUGUAUAAAUACGUCUAAUCUUGGCAUGGGAGUUAGCUUCAGAUGGUCAAAAACAACUUUUUUCCCCACAGUGACUCCUUAAAAUAGAACAUAGAGAGAGCUAAAGCAACGUUUGGCAGCUUGCGUGCAUGCAUGCAUGUGUUGCCAUUUUGAAGCAAAAUAUUGCACCGAUUUUCUCCUACCGACCAUUCACGUCCCCACAAAACGAAAUUUAGAAAACCCAAAAUCUGAAAAGGUUAAAAAAGAACCUGCAAAAAACUAAAUUAACCAAGGAGGGGGAAGAAAGAAGAAAGGAGACGACGUCCGCACGAGGAAGAAGGGGAAAUUAAGCCACCGUGGUCGUUAAUGGGGGAGCCGCCAAAGCCACGAGUGAGCAGCGCCUCCUCCUCCACCGGCUCCUUCUCUCCGUCUCCGUCGCCUCCUCUGCCGCCGGCGACACAUCCGGUUACCCUCGUCCAUCCUUCCCAGAAGAAGAAGAAGAACAAAACCAAAGUGUUGAGAGUAUUCCGAUCGGUAUUCCGCUCCUUCCCAAUCAUAACACCGGUUUGCAAGAUCCCGGUCCUUCCCGGAGGCGGCCUUCCCGACCCGCACCGCGGAUCACGAGUCACCGGAACCCUCUUCGGCUACCGAAAAGGCCGAGUCAGCCUCUCCAUCCAAGAAUCCCCUCGUUGUUUACCCUCUCUUGUAGUCGAGCUGGCCAUACAAACCAUGGCUCUUCAGAAGGAGCUGAGCGCCGGAAUGGUGAGGAUAGCGCUCGAGACCGAGAAGCGACCGGACAAAGAGAAGACUCGGAUAAUGGACGAGCCCUUGUGGACAAUGUACUGUAACGGGAAGAAGGCUGGUUACGGCGUGAAGCGGGACGCGACGGAUGAGGAUCUGAACGUGAUGGAGCUGCUGAGGGCUGUGUCGAUGGGCGCCGGAGUCUUGCCGGGAAACUCCGAGGUGGACGGUCCGGACAGCGAGAUGGCUUACAUGAGGGCUUAUUUUGAACGUGUAGUUGGCUCCAAAGAUUCAGAAACCUUUUACAUGUUGAGCCCUGAAGGGAAUAAUGGCCCUGAACUUAGUAUUUUCUUCGUCAGGGUUUGACUGUAUGUUGUGUAUUUACGUGUGAGACAUGCAUGCAUGCAUGCAUACGAUGAUGGUUGAUGUACGAGUAAUCGAUUCAUGAUAAUCAAUUUAGGUUAAGAGUAAUCGAUUCCCCGAUCUGAUUUUAGCCUGGUUUGUUUAUUUAUUGUACUGCGUGUAAAUUUUAUGUUGUUUUAGAUGUGAAUCGUGAAUAUUUAUAAUCCA
Molecule: messenger RNA, 1347 nt
Organism: Tarenaya hassleriana
Lineage: Eukaryota; Viridiplantae; Streptophyta; Magnoliopsida; Brassicales; Cleomaceae
Product: protein MIZU-KUSSEI 1
Exons: 1
Coding region: 403-1143 (246 amino acids)
Biological process (GO): hydrotropism
Source: RefSeq, a predicted model, not a curated record